UCAGUGACUUUGUUGAGAUCAACAGCCAACAGAUGCUCUCUCCAGCUCUGCUAUCGUUGUCUGGAUUGCAGGACAGGAUCUUGCUCCACUUUUCCAUCUCAGAGAGGGUUGGGGUCCUCAGGCUGCUCUCACAUCUGUGCUCGUUAAAUGUCAUUAUUUAACUACAAAGAGGACACUUUUGCUUCAAUGACUAGAAGGUAAAUAUGAACCAUGAAGAAAAUGAUAGUAAUGAAAAGGAUAAUGAAGUGUUAUAAUCAUGUACCUGUUAUCUGGUGAGAGCAGCGUGAUUCAACAAUGAGACGGUGUCUGUUUACAUGAUAAUAACCAGAUGAAGGUUUUAAAAGAGUGUUUGAGGAGCAGAGAAAGAAAAGUGGGAGAGGGGAAGAGAUCAGAUGUGGAUGGGAGGGGGAGAGGAAGAGACACAGAGGGAGAAAACACAAGUGAUGAAGAGGCUGCACAGAGCGAGUGAGGCAGGCUGCAGCAGAUGCUCAGUAAAGAGUAGAGGAGGAAUGCAACAGAAGAGCGCUGGCUGCUAACAGAGAGAGAGAGACUUUUGGAGGUGCCUGAGACCUCUGCCUGGAGCCACUUACAUGCUCCUAUCAACAGGAGAGAGUUCAGGCUGCCAUGCUGCCCUGCAGGGUGCUCAUUGUCUGCCUUUUCUACUGCUGCAUCAGAGUGGGGGUCAGGACAUCCAAACAAGCCCUCUUUCCAGCUGCAAGCAGAGCCAAGAGAGGGGCAGAAGCAGGGGGAAAGCUCACAUUUCAAAACUCCCUGGAGGAUGUUAACCUGUUAUAUGAGAUCCUGCUGGCUGGCACACGCUUUGAGACCAGCGGGGAGUUUUCAGUGCACGAUGCCGAGCUGGCUUCAAUGCGCAAGACAAAAAACCUGGAAGUCAUCUGUGAGGAGAUCAUUCCCAGGACGCUUAUCGACAUAGUUACACUCAUCUCUAAUCUUUCAAGUCAUACUGGUGAUUUGCACCCGGACGAUUUUGAGCAUAUCUUGUUGACCCUGGUUUUUACUGCCCAGCAGAUGGCCUCCUCCAACGAACAGCAGAGAGAAAUGUGGGCAGAGUCCUUUGUUAGUUUGUACAAAGCCAUCAAGCAGGACCUGACAGGGAAACACUGAAGAGAUUCAGGCUGUGCACUGGCUCCAUGUAGGAGUUUAUUAUACACAUAUCAAAUACCUUUUUUUAAAUAUCCUUUAAAAUAAGUGCACUUUGAAACAAUGCAUCUUGUCGAACUGCAGGACAUGAGGAGCCUUUGUGAAACGUCCUGCAGACAAACUGUUGCCACAGUUUGAUAAAGUGCAUCGACUGAGCAAAAUCAUAAAAAUACUGACUGUCAAAGGCACGUUGUUUCAAACAUGAGGUACUGUAUAUACAUGGUUACAAGCUUGGAUUUGCAUGUUAGCACACUGACAUGUUGGAUUUACUUGUAUUCUUUUCUCUUCAGUGUUUGCUCUCUAGCACCCUCACCUUUAAGGCAAAUAAAAUCAUAAAAACUAGUAUAAAAAUCAAGCUUUCACCCAAAAGAUCAGUGUUGCUCUAUGAAUACAAAUUACUUGAAAGAAAAGCAAAUGAAUUGAAGAUUGUAUAUAAAUGUCAGCAUUUUAUCAUUGAUACUUUACAAAAAAUCCAUGAACACUAACUACAAGUCCAUGUGUUGACAGAUCUAAUGCAAGAUGCCACUUGCAAAUGUCACCUCAGAGUGUCAUGUGAAAAACUGUGCCCAUGUUUCUACAGUACAGAGUCUUUGAAGAUGAACAGGAGGUCCAAACUAAGCUGCCUCUAACGGUAAAGUUUCAGAAAAAUCCUACUCAUGGCACUCUGAAGAGAGUACACUGCUCAGAGAGUGACUCCGAUGAUGAGCUGUGGAGGCUCUGGAUGUCCCAGUGGCUGCUUUGGCUCCAGGGCGGCGCUCUCCAGCGAGGUGGACUCACCAGGAGGGCAGAAAGGUAUGUAGCGGAGCCAGGAGGAAGACGAGUAAGAGCUGAAGCCGAAGGGAAGGUCGUAGACUUCUCCGCUCUCAAGAGUGUUGCUGGAGUCGUCCUCGUGGGCCUUGUUCCACGCCAAAAUGCCUCGUUCAUGCUUGGAUCCUGUUGGACAUGUUUAAAAUGUGUUAAACAAUGCCUCGAGAUGAAAUCACUGAAUCUGCCUUUGUGAUAUUUUCUCAUUUAAAUUGUUUUUUUUCACAAAGCUGGGGAAUUCUUUAUA
Messenger RNA from Notolabrus celidotus (New Zealand spotty), 2212 nucleotides. Its product is annotated as protein FAM180A-like. NCBI's taxonomy places the organism in Eukaryota, Metazoa, Chordata, Actinopteri, Labriformes, Labridae. The record is from RefSeq and is a predicted model, not a curated record. The transcript has 3 exons. The coding region runs from base 625 to 1125 and encodes 166 amino acids.